This is a messenger RNA of Diabrotica virgifera virgifera (western corn rootworm), 1368 nucleotides long. Its product is annotated as GATA zinc finger domain-containing protein 14-like. Bases 1 to 1368 code for a protein of 455 amino acids. The transcript has a single exon. The record is from RefSeq and is a predicted model, not a curated record. Lineage: Eukaryota; Metazoa; Arthropoda; Insecta; Coleoptera; Chrysomelidae.
AUGAGUGAAACUGAUAGUAAAUUAGAUUUAAGUAGCCUUGUAGCAGAAUUAAAUUCAAUUUUAGAACCAAAUAGUAAUAAAGAUAACGAAAUGGCUCAAACAAACUACCAAUUGUUAAAACUAUACUUAGACUCUAUCCCAGCAUAUGAUGGUAAUCCACAUACUUUAACCAUAUUUAUUGAAAAUUGUGAAAAUUUAAUAACUAAUUUUGCUAGCCAAACAGAUGGCACUUUGAAUACAUUUUUACUUCGAGCUAUAUUAGGUAAAUUAAAUGGAAGAGCUCAAAUGUUAAUAGGCUCUAGGACAGAAUUAAAUACAUGGCAACUUGUAAAGGAUGCCCUUAAUCUUAGUUUUGGAGAUCAGAGAGAUCUCGAUUGCCUUAUCCAAGACCUGAUAACGUUGAGGCCUUUCAAAAAUGAAACCCCUUAUACUUUCGGCAUGCGAUGCCAAGAAACACGUAGUUUAGUAGCACAAAAAUUAAAUACCCUUAAUAUUAAAGCACCAGAAAAAUUAAUUAGAAUACAGAGUUACGAUGACUUAUGUUUAAAAACUUACAUUAGAGGCUUACCCUUAUCGUUACAAACAAAUAUUAGAUUGAGAAACCCAGACAGUUUAGAGAAAGCUAUGUGCUUCGUUAUCGAAGAAGAGAAUUUUCUAUAUUCGUUACAACGCGGAAAUAAUUUAAACUCACAAAAUUCUUUUAGACCCUCAUCGAGACAUACUCCUACGAGAAACAAUAAUUCUAAUCAAACUUUUAUUCCUAGAAAUAAUUUUCAACAAAAUCGCCCUAAUAUGAGAUUUCCACCUUACCAAUAUCAAAAUAUCAGACCGCAAUACCAAAAUAAUAAUUUUAAUCCUAACAAUACUUUUCAACCACACCAAAAUCAUUUCCGAAAUUUCAAUAAUUAUAAUUCUAACUUCAAUCCAAGAAAUUUCGAUAAUAAUAAUUCUAAUUUUCGACCAAGAUAUUUCCAUAAUAAUAAUUCUAAUUAUCAACAAAGAAAUGUUAAUAAUCAACCCCAAAAUCAAAAUCAAUACCAGCCAGAACCGAUGGAUACAAAUUCACGAAAUACUUCUUUAAGAUCUAGACCACAUUUUACCUCCACGCAAUUAUUUAAUCAACAAAUUAAUAACGAUAAAAUACAAUUCGAAAAUCCCUUUGAAAAUAAUAAUAUUCCCAUUGAUUACGAACACCCGACUCAAAGUUCAUUACCCUAUUCAUUACCGCUUUACGAGAACAAUUAUGAAACUCAAUCCAGUCCUUAUCAAACUCAAGACAACACAAAUGAAAGAUCAUAUCACAAUCCAACUCAAAAUGUUGAAAACGUAAAUUUUUGCAUGAUCCAAGAAAAUUACAAUCCGACAUAA